Messenger RNA from Eurytemora carolleeae, 1521 nucleotides. RefSeq lists its product as uncharacterized. The transcript has 13 exons. The record is from RefSeq and is a predicted model, not a curated record. Bases 35 to 1510 code for a protein of 491 amino acids. Lineage: Eukaryota; Metazoa; Arthropoda; Copepoda; Calanoida; Temoridae.
GUCUUUCAUAAUAAUUUCCUGUUAAGCUUCGAAUAUGCCUGUUCCUCCCGCCUUGUGGAAUUUCAAGUCAGUUCAACAAAUAAUCAGCGGUCAGUCUUCAAGCAGUAGACUGGUAGACUUUACUGGGGUUAUUAUCUACCAUGGCAGGUGGGAGAGGGAUAGAUGCUGUAACGAGAUGAAGCAGCAUACUGGGCAGUUUUGGAUCAGGGUUUGGUUAAAAGUAUGUGAUCAUACUUCUCUUACUGGCGAGAUCACAGAUCGGGAGAGAAGUAAGGUGGACGCUGAAAAUGAGGAUGAACAGAUUAGGGAGGAUAAGGAUGAGGAUGAACAGAUUAGGGAGGAUGAGGAUGAGGAUAAGGAUGAAGAGAGAAGUGUCUCCAUUAAGAUGUAUAUUGAAAGAGAGAGAAUGGCGAGCAUGAAAGCCUUGAUUCCAGGUUAUCCUUGUGUUAUCUCCAACCUCAAGGUUAUUCAGAUUGAGAAUCAAUUUUCCCAUCUUGAAUGCACGAAUGAAACCCAGAUUUUUCCGGGCGAUGCUGGGUUUUCCAGUAGGUUUAUAUCACCACUAGAUACCGCCGCUGUAUCCAGCAGAGCACAGAUUGAAGCCUCCAACAGCGUGGUGGAGAUGUUCCGGACCUCCUGGCAGUCCAACAUGGCCUUUUGGGGAGAGAAGAUAUUAAAGUUUGGUUGUUUCGGCGGGAACGAACAUCCACCGCGGUCUGUUUCUGUUUCCUUUAAUAUUGUUGGAUUUGUACUUCGGGAUGCUGAAGCAGUAAAGAGUGCCAUUAUUAACCUUCCCUUCAAAACAUGUGUCAGAGUAAUGAUUGGAGGAAGUGUAUCUUGUAUUCGAACCAUGUCCAUGAAUGGAAGUCUAGCUGAUCAGAUCCAGGAGGAAGAGAUCAUUGAUAUCCCUGAAGGAGAUGAAGCUGAAUACUCAGCUAGAGAUGUACUUGACUAUGUACUUAGUAAAGUACCUGAAGUUCAAGGAGAAAGCAAACAAGUACCUGAACCUAUACCUGAACAUAUACCUAAACCCGUACAUGUACCUGAACUUGAAUUUUGCUCUUCAAUCCCCAGCCAGCAUAGUUUUUUAAGGAGUAUUUCAGGACUGACGUUAUCAGAAAUCCGGGAAACAGUUUCUGAAACCUGUUUUCUGGAUCAUAAUAGUGCGGAAUCAGUCAGUUCAAGAUCUGGCAGUAUAAUACCUUCUAGAUUUUGUAUGGUGCAGCUGAUUGUACGAGGAUGUAAACUAUGGUGUCAAGCUUCAAUACAACUUAAAGAACAGUUGAUUGAGACGAGGGGAAGGAAUUGUAGAUAUUGUGUAGACCUAUUCCGGUUUCAGGGAACCAAGGGGCCUCAUUCUUCAUCAGGUGUUGAGUCGGUACUACGCCUUAUUCUUCCAAAUCAUGAACCUGAUCAAUCCUCAGCCAGAGGAGGAAUACAACAACAUGAUGAAGAAGAUAUAGCUGGCAAUGAUACAUUAGAUUUCCUUGCUCCAUUCAAUAAUAAAUAAUGUUUUCUUAA